AUGGCGGCGAACAAAUCACUGCUAGAAACCGUCACCGAAAUAAGAAGCAUAAACGAUCGAGUAAACUACCUCGAAGAACAAGUGCGAAAUGACGAAUCACUAAAGCCAAGCCUAGAGCCCUUGAUCACAGAAAGCAGAGUAAAAUUAGAACAGCUCAGUACAACGCUUCUUACCUGCGAGCUCGAUCAAGGAAAAGACUCUACGAAUGCGACAAUGAGAGAAGAAGCAUGGGUGGCCACUACCUGGUCUCGUCACGUCCAAGACUUGCCGAAGCUGGACGCCGCAUGCAACACAUCUUUCAACACCUUCUUGGGCAGAGCCGACAUUUAUCACCGCGCCUACGUCCGCGACAGACCUUCACGUGAACAGCCUUUCAUCGCAGCAGUGUACAGCCACUUCGACUUGAACAUCGAACGCUCACUUGGAACCGAAUUUCUGAAUUGUCAAGACUGGAAAUCGGCCAAGGCGCUGCUAGAGAAAUCAUUCGCCGCGAAGAGUCACUACUUACUGAAGCUAAGCGAAGUUUUCGACGUCGAAUACGACCAUUCGAAGCCGUUUGCACACUACACCGCCAACGUCUUGCAAAAGAUGAACGAGGCGAAGCAAGCGACUUUGAACUCUUACCGACAAGAGAAGUCAGCCGACGCCGGGGUCGAUGAAAUAUUUGACAUAUUCUCGACGAUGAUGCUGUACUUGAAUCUUAGGAAAGAAGAACCAGACGUUUUCAACGCAAUCCUUCCAAGCCUAUCAAAAGUUUACGAUAUCAACGAACUCUGCCGUCUCGCCCAAUCCACAAGACAGAAUCGAGUUGACAGCGCGACCGUCUCCCAGCACUUCAACAGAAAUAAGAACAAAAGAAGAAGAAUGCUAAGCGCGCCAGCAACGAUUCUAAGGAUGGGAAAGACGAUAAACAACCAGAAUCCAAGAAGAUAA
Molecule: messenger RNA, 933 nt
Organism: Oikopleura dioica
Lineage: Eukaryota; Metazoa; Chordata; Appendicularia; Copelata; Oikopleuridae
Source: the annotation of a GenBank genome assembly